AUGGCAGAUUUAGUGACUCCGCCACUCGUUCGUCAAGAGAUUUCAUUUAUUCCUACAAUCCAAUUAAGAGCUUCAACCUAUGGUGCAAUCAUCGGAGAAUUAGUGUUUACUUCAUACUUCGCAGCUUCAAAUUAUGAUGAAAAAACAUUUUUUAUUUAUGAACCGAUACCAAUUCCGUUUAACCAUGCACAUAAACGUGUUAGACUUGCUCAAAUGCCAGCAUACAUAGACAUUCAUCCAGAUUCUCGUCAAUUUGUUCGAUGGUCCCGAGAAGAAGCAGAAAUUUGUUGUUUUGAAGUGAUGACAUCAUGCCGUAUAACACCAGUUAUCAAAAAGGAUCUUGAGGACACGUGCAUUUAUCAAGUUUUAAUUGAUACACCGCUAACAGCAUGCCACAUUGAACCUUAUCCAGAUUUAGUAUUUGUACGUAAAAUUGGAGAUUAUUGGGCAAUCUCCAUGAACUCCACAACAAAAUGUCAUUCAGCCAACAGUCCAGAUUCAGAUCAAUACAAAGUAAUGCAUAACCAUGCAAUUACCCUACCUCCAACCGCAUUAAUUUCUACCAAAACCUCUAUGGCUUUAUCAUGUGAUUUAUUUUACGUACCAGGACUUCCAAUCCAAUCGAAAUCAAAACUUGUUUUAUAUCAAAACGAGACAAUUGAUCCUGUUGAAGAAGUCAUUGAUCUACACUCUUUCAUUCACAACAAUACUAAUUGGGAUAAAUUACCGUGCAUUCCAUCUCAUGUCCAAACUACCAUUGACCUUAUCGCUAAAACGACUCAACCUCCUGAGGUCCUCUUUUGGGGACACUUCAAAACACAUGUGACACUCACUUUCAACAUUCUAUUGAUAGGAAUAUUAGUUCUACUGAUCAUUUUUCUAAUAUGCUACAUUCGUUUUAAAUUUCAACGAAAAUCAAAAGUCAAAAUUAAUAUCCCAUCAUGGAAAAUACUAGAACAACAAGAGCUAGCAUCUUCAAAGUGACAAUAUUCAUUUCUAUUAGCGUCAAAAUAUAUCACCAUUUGACGCGAAACUUAUUCUUUUGAUCUUUUUCUCUCUUUCAUCCUUCUAAUCUCAGUUUGAUAUGAGUCAUUGCUAACUUGUUUUGCCUUCGACUUUGUUGUUGUUUUUCUCUAUUCUUCAUCAUCUCUUUUUGCUAUAUGUUUGACAAAAUAAAACAUUCUCAACACUUCCUACCACAAAAGCCCGACCAGAAAAAACGACUUCAGAGUCGGAUUCUCGGCCCUCGAAAACCUAUAGCAAAGAUUCAUCAAAACGUCGAAAAUCCUUAAAAUGAAAAAGCUCAUUUCUGAUUGGCCGGUUCCCGACCAAUGAAAGCUCGGCAAAAAAAAGCAACUUCAGAUUCGGAUUCUCGGCCCUCAAUAACCUAUAGCGAAGUUUCAUCAAAACACCGAAAACCCUUAAAAUAAAAAAUUGAGGGUGGAUGUUUUUUUGACCUUGACACAAACAACGUACAACGUACAUACAAACAAACUAUUUUUUUUCAUAUGACCCUCAC
Rotaria sp. Silwood2 is the source of this 1519-nucleotide messenger RNA. The record is from the annotation of a GenBank genome assembly. NCBI's taxonomy places the organism in Eukaryota, Metazoa, Rotifera, Eurotatoria, Philodinida, Philodinidae.